AUCUUGGCGGGCUCGUGUUAACGAGGCACCUGUUGAAAUUGAUGCUACCUCGCCUGCUGAAGUGUCGAUUCGUGCACGGGACGCGUCUCUUGACCUCCACCAUGCCAGCAGCGAAGAGGAAGCGAUCAGUUAUUGCUGCAAAACCCAUCUCGAGCGGCGUUGAGCCAGCAGCGCCCUCGAAACGACGAGCCUCAGCGCGAACCGCGGCCGCAGCAACUAUCACCGAUCCCAAUCAUAACGGCGAUGUUGUUGACGCUCCUGAUGCACUGCGUGCUUCUCCCGACGGCGAUGUCGACCAGAAGAUCGCCCCGAGUCCAGUAGGAAGCGAAACGAAUGGUAGUAAAGCCGAAAGCCCUCUCAGCGAUUUACCGGAGACAUUGGAGCCGCCGAAGACAAAAUUGAAGACGGGUGGGAAGACUCAGAAGGUUGCUACGGAAGGAGAGUCUCAGCGCCAUACACGCACCGACUCCGGUGAUCCGGAGGCAGGUGAGGACGACGCUUCGGCGGCUGAUCCUGAAGAGAUCAAGGAGGCCUUGGCUCGUCCACCUCCCGUGAAUAGCGACUACCUACCCUUGCCAUGGAAGGGCAGAUUGGGAUAUUGUUGUCUCAACACAUAUCUGAGGAAUUCCAAUCCCCCAGUCUUUAGCUCGCGAACGUGCCGAAUUCAAUCCAUCCUCGAACAUCGCCACCCUCUGCAGAAUCCCGCAGAACUCGAGCAUGCAACUAAGAAUCGCCCUGACGUUCAGAAACCGGCCGAUGUUGCCUUGGGCCAGAAAUACGUGCAAGACCUAGGGUUGGCGAAUGUAAGAGAUAUCAUUAAAAUGGUGCGCUGGAACGAUCGGUACAACAUCAAGUUUUUCAGAUUGUCCAGCGAAAUGUUUCCAUUUGCAUCUCAUCCAGAAUACGGUUACAAGCUUGCAUCCUUUGCUUCUGAUGCCCUUGCAGAAGCGGGCAAAGUGAUUGCUGAGCUUGGGCAUCGAGUCACGACACACCCUGGACAGUUCACCCAGCUAGGCAGUCCGCGCAAGUCGGUAAUUGAUAACGCUAUUCGAGAUCUGGAAUACCACGAUGAAUUGCUAUCACUUUUGAAGCUCCCUCCGCAAAUGGAUCGAGACGCUGUCAUGGUUCUGCACAUGGGUGGUUUGUUUGAGGGAAAGACCGAAACUUUGCAGAGAUUCCGCGAGAAUUAUGCGACCCUCAAGCAGAGUAUUAAGAACCGCCUCGUUCUAGAGAAUGAUGAUGUGAUCUGGUCUGUCCAUGAUUUAUUACCAGUCUGUGAAGAGCUGAACAUCCCUCAGGUCUUAGAUUACCACCACCACAAUAUAAUAUUCGACUCGGAGAGGAUCCGAGAAGGUACCAAAGACAUCAUGGACCUCUAUCCCCGCAUUUCUGCCACAUGGAGUCGCAAAGGCAUCAAGCAGAAGAUGCAUUAUUCAGAACCCACGCCAGAAGCUAUCACCGGUCGACAACGUCGCAAGCAUAAUCCCCGUGUGGCCACGCUCCCACCUUGUGCACCAGACAUGGACUUGAUGAUCGAAGCCAAAGACAAAGAACAAGCAGUGUUUGAGCUCAUGCGUACGUUCAAGCUGCCAGGUUACGAUAGCUUCAACGACAUGCUUCCUUAUACUCGCAACGAUGACAAUAAGAUGGCGCUUCAAGCUCUGGCUAGGAAGAAGAAGACAGACGCUGACCCCAUCCAAAUGAUAAAUGAGGAUGAUUGUGGGAUGGGAGGCCCGGAGGGCAGGGUUUACUGGCCCCCCACGAUGGAGUCGUGGUUGCGGCCGAAAAAGAAAGAAAUAAAGAAGAAGCCAUCAACAGGCCCGACAGAGAAGUCGAAGAAGGAUGCCGCUGCUCUUUAUGCGGCCAAAGAAGCUGAGAAGAAGGCUACCAAAGACAUGGUGAAGGAAGAGGAAUUCGUAGAGUCGGAUCCCGAAGCCACGCCAGCAACGAAGAAAGCCAGACUUGCAAUGAAGAAGAAGACUCAGUCCGAUGCAGACAAGGCUGCAAUCAAGUCUCAAGAGUCCAAAGCCAAAGCGGCCGAUAAGGCGGCGCUGGCCCAUGCGAAGGCCACGCUGAAAAAGACGUCUAAGACGAAGAAGAAAGCUCCUAUAUCCAGCUCCAGCAAGACAUCUGACAGCGAGGACGGAUUAGAAACGACAGGAAAAACCAGACCAGCAGUCUCGAGGGCCAGCAGCAGGAGAGCAGUCAAGGUCAAAAAGGUUAGCUACAACGAGGACGACAUGGAGGAGUAAUGCGCUGCAGAUGUGCGUAGAUAGCGCAAUACAUUACGUUGUAUAUGUAUGGGUGUAUGGAUGGAUGUAUUUGAA
Messenger RNA from Sphaerulina musiva SO2202, 2327 nucleotides. RefSeq names its product UV-endonuclease UvdE. Gene Ontology annotation, cellular component: nucleus; mitochondrion. Gene Ontology annotation, biological process: nucleotide-excision repair; response to UV; mitochondrial DNA repair. Bases 102 to 2252 code for a protein of 716 amino acids. The record is from RefSeq and is a predicted model, not a curated record. The transcript has 6 exons. Gene Ontology annotation, molecular function: endonuclease activity. NCBI's taxonomy places the organism in Eukaryota, Fungi, Ascomycota, Dothideomycetes, Mycosphaerellales, Mycosphaerellaceae.